Molecule: messenger RNA, 2694 nt
Organism: Trichoplusia ni (cabbage looper)
Lineage: Eukaryota; Metazoa; Arthropoda; Insecta; Lepidoptera; Noctuidae
Product: sodium-coupled monocarboxylate transporter 1
Exons: 10
Coding region: 114-2066 (650 amino acids)
Biological process (GO): sodium ion transport; transmembrane transport
Cellular component (GO): membrane
Molecular function (GO): symporter activity
Source: RefSeq, a predicted model, not a curated record
UUCCGAUUUCCGUUUUGUCAUAUCAUUCACGCGGUGUCGGUCGCCGCGAGCGGUCGCGUGUGAAGUGGCUUGUCGCCAAUUUUUGUGUAUUUUCGGAUCGUGUUGUAUUAACCAUGAACUCGGGGUGGUUAGCUUGGGAGUGUAUAGUCUUCGGACUCUUUGUGUGUGCGUCGUCGUGCGCGCCGCUAUGGAGACGCCGGAGAGACGCGAGCGCAGGCGGGAGUGCUAAGCAAGCGUACAUCUUCGCCGGUGGCGGCGUAUCUACUCUCGCUAUGAUUCUGUCUGUAGCUAGAGGCACGCUUGGAGUUCGAUCGUUUUUGGGAUUCCCAUCUGAGCUGGUAUACUACGGGUCGGCGAUGUGGGAGACAUUGUACGGCAUCAUCCUAGCCUUCCCAUUAGUCUGCUGGAUCUUCGUGCCGGUGUAUUACAGACUUCAUACUAACUCUGUCUAUGAGUAUCUACAGAUGCGAUUCGGUUCCCGAUGGGUUCGUCGCAUGGCAGCCGCGACAUUCCUUCUGCGGCAGGUCCUGAACCUGUCAGUGACCGUGUACACGCCUACAGUGGCCCUGCAUGCUGUACUGGCUUUGCCCCACUGGGCGUCGGCUGCAGCGCUGACAAUUGUUGGAAUCGUCUUCAAUUUGCUUGGAGGAUUAGCUGCGGCGAUUAGAGCUGAUGUGAUCCAGACACUGACCAUGAUAAUGGUGAGCGGAGCAUUCAUAAUCCAAGCGACACUUAAAGCUGGUGGACCAGUCAACGUGAUCAAUGAAAAUAUAGAUGGAGGAAGAAUGAAGUUCUUGCAAUUCACCGGUGAUCCAACAGUUCGCGUCGAUACUCUCUCAGCUAUCGUUGGCCAGCUCUUCAUGUCAGUCUCCAUCUACGGCUGUCAGCAGACCUUCGUCCAGCGCUACUGUUCCAUGUCCAGCGAAGCUCGAGUCAGGAGGACAUUACUAGCCAACGUUCCUGCAGUAGCUGUACUGUUCAGUUUAUCCUGGGUUGUCGGCAUGGCGUUAUAUGCGGUAUAUAAAUACUGUGAUCCAUUGUCGUCGGCUCAAAUAGCUGCACCUGAUGAGGUUCUGCCGUUCUAUGUUCAAGAUCAGUUUGGAUUCUUACCUGGGAUGCUUGGAUUGUUUUUGGGAAGUCUUUUUAAUGGCGCUUUAAGUUUCCUUGUAUCAAACGUGAACUCUCUCUCUACCGUGACUUGGGAAGACUUUAUCUCCUUCGCUCCGGCCUUCAAGGGCAUCAGUGAUAAGGAGCAGCUGACUGUUAUCAAGAUAAUUGGAGUUGUAUACGCAAUCGUUAUAAUGUGUCUAUCUCUCUGCGUUGGACUCGUCGGCGGAGUUGUUGAGGGAUCACUUUUAGUCACCUCAGCUACCUCUGGUGCUUUACUAGGAGUCUUCAUACUAGCAGCAUUAUGUCCUUUCGCGAAUGGCACUGGAGCCCUGUGGGGCAUGAUAGCGUCACAUAUCAUUACCGCGUGGAUGGCGGUUGGAAGGCUGUUGUAUGUGGAUAAGCAAAAAGCAAUGUUGCCUUUAUCUGUUGAGCAAUGUUCGAAUGCAACCCUCACGACGGUAUAUCAUCCGUUAAGACCAGUGGAGGUGAACCAAACGCUGAUGAAGCUGGCGCCGAUAUUUCAAUCCAUCAACAACACACACCAUAUUCCCGUUGAAUCUGCAGCGGUCAUCGGUCUCCAAAAGUUCUACUCCGUAUCCUACAUGUGGUACGCAGUCAUCGGGACCUUAGUCUGCGUUACCCUUGGCAACAUCAUCGGCCUCAUAACGGGAAGCGAGAAAGAUGCCUUCGACGAACGCCUACUCCACCCACUAAUCCCUAGAAUCGCCAGAAAGUUACCGGGACCAAAGAGGUUUUACAGCACCGAGAAACCCCCAGUUCCUGAGAGCAAGGAGGUGGAAAAAGAUUCUUCAGAGAAAACUGAUGAAACGAAUACUGAACCAAAUGAAACUGUGGAGACGAAAGAUGUAAUUUUCGCGACGACAGGCAGUCGGUUAUUUGACGUAUAUGACGUUAGGAGGUCGCCGACGCCUUCAUUAGCGAGAUCACGAUUGUGAUUGAUAUUAUUUUAUUCAAAGGGUUUUAGUAUUAAAAGCACUUUGUGCCAUUGAUGACGUAACUGCUGAAGCAGUUGCUUAAUAGUCAAUUAUCUAAGAUAUGACUAUGAUACUGAUUAUUUAUCGAUAAUAGAUUUUAGGCAUUCGUUGAUAAUGUUGAAGGUUGUAUGACAUGGGAUGCGUUUGACUGUACCGAUAUGUUGACAGGUCGCAUUAGAAUAGAAAACAAGUAGAGAACUUAUCAUGUAUGGGAAUGACAUUAUUUUUUGACGGCUGAUGUAAGUUUGACUUGUCAAGUCAAUACCUUUGUGUAAUGUUACUUGUCCUUAGGUGCUUUAUAUGUCAAUUUACAUCAAAAUGUAAAUUAAUAGUUGUACAUGAAGUGAGUUUGGUGUUAUAGAAGGAUUGGUUGGAUUCUUAAAAAUAUUAUUUUUGGUAGCACUGUAUAGUUUGUCAAAAAUACGAUGUUUGUAAGAGAACUUGAAUAUUGAUAAGAAUAUGAAAUUCAGAGUGGUUCAUGAAAUAAUAAAGAAAAAUGUGCUGAAAGUUGUCUAUUGAUGAAAGAAAACUAGAUGGACCUAAAUAGCUUUAUAUAUAAUGUAAAAUAUAAUAUAUGUGUGUAACAAAA